Molecule: messenger RNA, 1014 nt
Organism: Cladocopium goreaui
Lineage: Eukaryota; Dinophyceae; Suessiales; Symbiodiniaceae
Source: the annotation of a GenBank genome assembly
AUGCCCAGUCGCAGGGACAGCCGCAGUCGAGAUAGGCGCAGUCGCAGCCGGAGACGGCAGAACUCCCGCAGCGCUGACCGCCGGCGGUCCAGGGAGGAUGGAAGACGAAGAGAGGUCAUGACUAGAAUACCUCCGCCCCCAAAGAAGGAGGAACAGCCUGACGAAGGGGUGACGUUGGAACAGCGACAAGAUGCCAUUGAAUGCGAUGGGCACUUGUACGCCACCAUCGACUUCACGGCCCCACAGUCUGUCCCGGAGCAGUGUCUAAAUGUCACACCGCGCUACUACCAACCGAAUGAAGGCUCCAAAGGUUUGACCUACAACAAGGUGCCACCAGGUUGGGAGUUAGCAGAAGUGAACGACGCUGUCAAGGAGAAGGUGAUUAAGCCAUAUCCUUGGGGCACUCAUUUGUUGGUGGCGAAGGACAACAAGGCCUUCCAAACAGCAAAGGGUGAGAGGCCUGGCAGCCUCGAAAUGCUCUGGGACUUUGCCAAGGACCAAGAGCUGGUGAGCAUCCUGGAAUGGUUCGGCCCCAAGGAGAACUACAUCGACAUCGACGUGGAGAAGCCUCCUGAGGAUUCAGACCCAGAGGGCGACGGGUCGGACGAUGAUGUGGAGGACACUGGUGAUGUCGGGGACAUGUCGGGCCCAGAUCAUGCGGACACCCUAGCUUAUGAGAUGGACGAAGGUUUGGGGAUGGCUCUUCCAGUGGGUACUCCUUCGGAAACCAAGUUAUCAACCGAACAGCUCCAAGAAAGGAUUACGCAGUUGAAAAACCAGUUGCCCCAGACCGGAUCGUUGAAUGGACAAUCCGAGAUCGUUGAGAUUGAUGACUCGCUUCAAACCCCAGGGACAUCGAAUUCUCCCCAGAAGAUCCAUGAAGAGCCUGGGAAUCAUAAUGGGACAGAAUCAUCAGAUCCAGCGAAAAUUGAGUCUUUGCAAAAACAGAUUGCAGCCCUAAAGUCACAGUCUGGAGUGGGUACGGCUCCUACGGAACCUACGUUUCUUGCAUAA